Molecule: messenger RNA, 2655 nt
Organism: Lotus japonicus
Lineage: Eukaryota; Viridiplantae; Streptophyta; Magnoliopsida; Fabales; Fabaceae
Product: E3 ubiquitin-protein ligase MBR2
Exons: 7
Coding region: 219-2309 (696 amino acids)
Molecular function (GO): ubiquitin protein ligase activity
Source: RefSeq, a predicted model, not a curated record
AUUCAGUAAAUUGAACGAACACAGACAAAAACAGGAACGAGAAGAAGAACAAAGAAAGAAUCACCGAAAAUCCUCUUCUCUCUCAAUCCAAUCUCAACCUCUUCCUCUUCCUCAUCAAUCUUCAGAUCCCGCUCUGGUUUUCAUCUGGAUGUUCUUACAUCAAUCGGUUUUGGGGUUGAGGAUCGCGAUCACCCAUUAGGUGGGAGAGCUUGAUUCUGAUGCAAGGUCAAAGGAGGACUGCUGGGUCCUUCCCAGCAAUUGUUAGCAUGAUGCAAGGGCCUGGUUCUAGUGGCACUGAUAUGAAUAACCAGUCUUCCUUGAAUCAUGUGCAAAAUGCAGUAGAUUUCCGGUUGUCAAAUUAUAGGGGGUCUACUGGUGAGACUGCACAUUUACGUGGGACUGGUCCUAAUGUCAGCUUCAGUGGCUGGAAUAAUGGAGAAUCUAGUUCUGGACUGAAUCUUAUCAACCAAGUCAAUGAUGAAGGUCUAAAAUCAGAACAUGGGAUGUCUUCUUUAUGUGGUACAACUGCUGAUAAUGGUCUCAGACCUGAGGAAAGGCAAUUGCAUGUGAAUCAAUCUAGAAUUCACCAUUCCUUUUUGCAGGGUUCCAGCUCUAAUCAUAUAUCCCAGAAUAUUAGUCUCGAUAUGGGGCACAUUCCUAACACUGCUGAUCGUGGGAAGGGCAUAGAAACUUCUAGUGCUGCUCAUGACUGCAAUCCUUGUGAAUUAGGUAGAGAGAAGGCACCAUUUGGCAUUGCUUCAUACAAUCAUAUAGGAGCUUCAUCUGAAAGUCCUGGAUACAUGGCUUGGGGAGAUAGUGCCAGUUCAUGGGGUCCUUCCUGCAAGAGAAAGGCCCUCGAAGGUAGUUCUGGGCAUCUGUGUACUGAAGGAAGCUCAAGCUCUCUUGUGCAAACGGAAAAUGGUUAUUGGCCUACUGAUCCUGUUGAUCUUAAUGCUUCCUGUAGCUUAAGUGAUUCUACACCUUUAGAGGAUUUUUCUGUUAUUAGCCCUCCAUUACAACAGAACACACGAAAUGGGAUGAGGCAAGAAGCUUCCAAUGCAUUUCCUUCCAUGAUAAGUGUUGCGGAAAAUGUGGAAAGGCCUCUAAGAAACUUUGAUAGGAGAAUAACCCGACUACAGCAUCAGGAAUCUGGACCUCUCAAUUUAACAUCAACUGGGAGUGGUAUACUUCAUAAUCAUUCUUCUGCACAUCAAAUACCUGGCUCUCUCUUAUUUAAUGAUUCCUUGGAAUUGAGGUUAACAGCUGGAGCAACUGCUGCUAAUUCUGGUGCUGUUCAGAACCAGACACCUGCCCUGCACAUGCAUCCUACUCCUUGGAAUAGAGCUGCUAAUCCUAGAGCUUCCAGAGCUUCAAGUUCUUAUAGCUCUGGAGAAAGAGCAGUACGGGAAGAUCUUAAUUUAAGAAUCUUUCCAAGAGAUUCUACUGACCACUUCAUGAAUGUGCCUGCAUCUUCAGGACUUGAACCUAUGGGUUGGCAUGCAUCUUCUAGUAAUGUGAACAAUGCUGGAGGUAUCCCUCCUACAUCCUGGACUGGAUCUAGUUUAAAUGUCCAUUCAUUACCUAAUCCCAACUGGACAUUUAACCAUGAUGUCCCGGCGGAAAAUCUGCAGAGAGUGUCAGAGUUGAGUCCUUGGUCCCUUUUUCCAUCAAUUAGCUCUGCACCUGGUACUCAUCACAGCCAUUCUAUUUCUACCCCCUCUACUUCUGGUCCUCCUUCAUCUUCUCAGGGUUCUAGCAACAAUCAACCAUAUCGAAGAACAGCAUUUUCAAUGGAAAGAAGGGGUGGUGAUGUUCUCUCUGGUCCUCAUUCACUGCGAGCAUUAGCCUUUGAUAGUGAGGGGAGACGUCGACUAAUAUCUGAGAUUCGCCAAGUCUUGACUGCAAUGCGGAGGGGUGAGAACUUACGAGCUGAGGAUUAUAUGGUCUUUGACCCUUUCCUAUAUCAUGGCUUAGCUGAAAUGCAUGACCGGCACAGAGAAAUGCGCCUUGAUGUUGAUAACAUGUCUUAUGAGGAACUAUUGGCAUUGGAAGAGCAAAUAGGAGAUGUGAGCACUGGAUUGAGUGAGGAUAACAUUCAUAAGUUAAUGAAACAGCGGCUUUACAUUUCUUUCAUGGCUGAAUCAUCAUCUGAUCCUGAACCUUGCUGUAUCUGUCAGGAGCAAUAUGCUAAUGGAGAGAUUAUUGGUUCACUAGAUUGUGGGCAUGAGUUCCACACUAAGUGCAUCAAGCAAUGGCUUGUUCAGAAGAAUCUGUGCCCCAUUUGCAAAACAACAGCCUUAGCUACAUGAUAAGGAGCAAGUCUAUUAUCUGAACCUUGGAAGAAAAUUUCCUUGCUCUCUUACAUCAUCCUUCUAUCAGUUUGGUCUUUCCCUGGUUCUAUUCAAACUUAUUUUACUUUAUGAACUUCCUUGUUCUCAAUAGGACAGGACCUCUCAUCUGUCAGGAUUGGGAAUGAAAGCAUAACAAAAAAAAAAAAAAAAAAGUAAACAGUAAACAGAAAAAUUGGUGGGUUGAACUACAGUAGAGUAUCAUUUAUACUGUCGUCGUGGACAAAUUACAUUUCAUUUAUGAUGGCUGCAAGCACUUGGAUUUUAUUAAAUUUGAUUAUAAAUUUAAGACUUUUGUUGCUGAGUA